Purpureocillium lilacinum is the source of this 3561-nucleotide messenger RNA. RefSeq lists its product as uncharacterized. Gene Ontology annotation, cellular component: membrane. Gene Ontology annotation, molecular function: protein binding. NCBI's taxonomy places the organism in Eukaryota, Fungi, Ascomycota, Sordariomycetes, Hypocreales, Ophiocordycipitaceae. The record is from RefSeq and is a predicted model, not a curated record.
AUGGAGUCAAGCCGUGGCGUGCCAGAUGGGGAGAUGUUCCUGAGCAAGCCGGCGCCUGAUGACUGCGGCGACAGUCCUACCGUCGAGCCGCUGCGCAUCUUCAAGCCGCAGAGUCCCAGACCAGCGUCAGGCGGCGCAUCGUCAUCUUCGUUUAACAAACCAUCGUUCCCACUGCCUCCAGGCGCAUCGAGCUCGGCAGCCCCGUUACCGUUCCCCGAUGACGAUGACGUCCGCAAAUACACGCCUCCCAAACCGUACGGCUCCGCUUACAACGACACGUCGCCUCGCAUAGACACAAGCUCCGGUGAGAAGAAGCCUGGGCUUGCCGAGAGGAGAGGCGCCUCGCCCAAGGUCAUACAAUCCCCUUCGAGCCCCGAAGCAGACCAUGGGCUGUUCGCGAGGCCUUUGAAGGAGCAGCCUCGGCCUGCCUCCUCCAAUACGAACUACCCGACGUAUCAGAAGACCUAUUACCCUCCUCCUGACGCCGCGGCGAGCGCUGGCUCCUCUGGAAACGUCCCGCAGCCGCAGGCUACAGGAGCGAGCGUAGCAGGUGGCGGUAGUAGUAGCAGCCAGUCAACAAUGAACGACCAGGGGGUCAACCGGUUCGCUUCAACAGCCUCGAACUCCACAACGAGGGCGAACCGUGGCUCGCCUCCACCGCCCGAGACUCCGAUCGUAGAACCGGGCACGAUUCCUGGGGGAGGGAUAGAAGCACGGUACGCGGCGUCAGGGAUCUCAGGAACCGCGACUCUCAACAGCCUCCAAGCCCACCAAGCUCAGAGUGCCGCCGCGGCGCAGAGGCUGGCACAUUAUGGAAAUCAGCCGCCGCAGGUCCAGCGGCCGUGGACUCCUACUGAGGUCCCAGGACAAGCCCCUUCGGGUCCCCCUACGGUUUAUCAGGGGGCAAAUCCGAUCUCGAGUCCCCAGCCGCAGCCAACCUUUAGCCCACCUCCAGAACAACCCCCUCAGGAUCAACAGAGUGCUCCGGCCCAGGUCAGUGUCUUGGAACAGGAUUUCCAACGCCUGGGCACCAAAACACCACCUCCCGCUUACUCAAGCCUGAACCCGAAUGGAACGCCUGCCUACCCCAGCGAGAAGCAACGCCCACAGCAGCAGCAGCCUCAGCAGCAGCAAGCCCAACAGCCCACAGCUUCGCCUGCACCCGCUGCUAGCUCCUCGUCGACUCCUCCGCAGAAACCAGCCGCCGUAGUCGCGACAACCACAGGAGGCCUCGCCUCGCCGGCUCUUCAGCACCCAGGCCAUCCAGCAUUCGCCAAUGACCCUCGGCCGGAGACCAACGGCCAACCAUCGCAGACGGUAGCUUCACCGGCUCCUGUUGCUGCCACACCCGCCUCCCCUCCACCCUUGCCGGAAGGCUGGAUAGCUCACCUGGACCAGAACUCUGGCCAAUACUACUAUAUCCAUCUCGCUACUCAAGCCACGCAGUGGGAGUUUCCGAAAGGUCCGAACCCCAUUCAGCAUGAGCAGGCACCGCUUUCGCCCGUCGCCUCGACGUAUGGGAAUCCGUUGACAUCACCCAUGUUUGGCAAACAGUCGAUGGCGUCCCCCAUGUUCCCGCCACAUACCCCAGGCUACGCCGAAAGCAUCAUGAGUGUUGCUGCCUCCCAGACUCCGACGACUGCUGGCUUCUCUGGCCCCCCGCCGAGCUCUGGCGUCGAUAUGUACAGGAUACAGCCAACCAACGGUGUGUACUUCGGUCCAUAUCUGCGAUAUGUGAACAUGGAUCUUGAGAAAGGCAUGUGGCAUGGUAGCAUCCUGAUUGUUACCGAUGCCCCUCAACCACCUACCAUCCACUUGCACCUGAGUAUGGAUCUAUCACCAAAUCCGAGACAGCUGCAGCCUCGCGUGAUCUACACUCACCAACGCUGGUCCUUCUACAAAUACGAGAUCGAGGUGCAGAUGGGCGAAGGUGGCACCGAGAGGUGGACGUAUGCCGUAACGUCCCACUUGGGCUGCACUCGUUACGAGUUUGUUGUCGCCGGUCGCCACGAAAUCGGAUGGCGAUUUAUUGCGCACUCUGGAAAUGACUUCGCCGCGGGCACGACUCAGAAUGAACGUGCCAGAUUGGGUGGUGUCGGUUUCAUGUGGAAAGAUGUGCUGCAGAAGAAUGUUGACUGCGGCGGCUUCCACGUCCAACUCGGCCUCGGCGACCAAAUAUACGGCGACAGGUUGUGGAAGGAGGUUCCCCUCCUGAAACAGUGGUUGGCCAUGAGUGGUCGCGACAACAAGAAGAACGUCCAAUGGACAGCUCGCCACGAAGAGGACGUGUCACAUGCUUACUUUCACUUCUACACAAGCCACUUCGAUCAACCAUUCUUGCGCGAGGCGUUCGCUCAGAUCCCCCACGUUUUGCAGAUCAAUGACCAUGACAUCUUUGACGGUUACGGUUCCUAUCCGGCCUACAUGCAGAAUUCCCCGAUGUUCAAGAAUAUCGGUCGGAUUGCUACGGACAUGUACCUGCUCUUCCAGCACCACACAACAACAGAGUUGAUGAGAAACGUCAGCACCGACCACGACAUAUUCACGAUUACUGGCACGGGGUGGCAUUUCGUCAAGUUCUUGGGGCCAGCUGUCGCCGUGGUUGGACCUGAUUGUCGCUCUGAGAGGACUCAAGCUCGAGUCCUAGCCGGUCCGACAUACCAGGGCAUUUUCCCCAAAGUCGCCACGCUUCCUCCGAGCGUCCAGCAUGUCAUCUGGAUGGUGUCGGUGCCGCUGAUAUACCCUCGACUUGACACGGUUGAAAGCCUGGCGAACACGGUUGCUGUCGGCAAAAAGGCUGUCAACACGACGUACAACAUUCUCGGCAAGGUCACUAGUUCGGUCGCCGGUGUUGUUGGCGGCAAGGAGGUCGUAGCACAGGGGUUUUCGCAAGUGAAGAAGGCGGUUGGCAAGACUGGUCUGAUGGGCAACGUCCUAAAUCAGUUUGGCGAACUCGACAUCCAAGAAGUCCUGAAGGACAUGUGGACGCAUGACACCAAAGACCUCGAGCGGACGUAUUUUAUCCGAACUCUGCAAGGUAUUGCCCAACAGAAGGGCAUACGUAUGACGUUUCUGUCUGGAGACGUGAAUGCCUCUGGUGCCGGGUUGGUACAUGAUCCGACACACCCUGCGGAUCACAAGACCAUGUAUCAGAUUAUCUCAUCCCCCAUUGUGGGAGCACCGCAGGGCGGCUACGUCCUGAAGAUGCUGCACAAUCAGAAGACGCUGUACGUGCCUCAGAACGGGCAAAAGACGACCAACGAAGUAUCGGACACCAAGGAGGAUAUGAUGGAGAUUUUCCACACCGACGCUAGCGGGGCCAGCCGCGAGCUGAAGAAACUGAUGGGGAGGAGGAACUAUGUCGCCUUCGUCGCGUAUGACCAGGAGGCGGCGAACCAGGCACCCUUCAGCCCAAAUCCAAGCAUCAGCAGCCAGCAGCAGCAACAAGGCUUGUCCAAGUUGAGCAUUGCGGUGGAUUUUGUGGUGCAAGGAGACGGGCCGUUCCAAGCAACAACAAAGUAUGGCCCGGUCAUCAUCCCUCACCUUGAAUUUGGACGAUGA